AUGGAUCCAUUUCCCACUAUUGAGCAAGCUUAUGCCCGAGUCAGGCGAGAGGAUAUGCGCCAAUCUGUCAUGCUCUCCACUCCUGUCGAGGUCACCUCUGGUUCCACCAUGGUGUCACAGCGGGGCAAGGGUGAUCAGUUAGUGCUUUCUGCCCGGGGACCUCGUCCUAAACCUGGUAUGCCAAUUCAAUCCGAGGAAUGCUCUCACUGUGGGAAUCCUAAUCAUACAGCAGCAUCUUGUUUUAAAUUGCAUGGUUAUCCGGACUGGUGGGAUCAUUUUCAGACCAAGAAGAAGAAACCAGGCUCCCAAAAGGGGCGGAAUGGAGGGCAAACCUCCUUAGUGACUAGCGGCUUGUCAUUAAUUCCCAUGGAGCCUGAAUCGGGGCGGAAUGGAGGACAAGCCUCCUUAGUGACUAGUGGCUUGUCAUUAAUUCCCAUGGAGCCUGAAUAUGCUAAUGCCGAAUCUCUUGAAGGUAAUUGUGGGUUUGUCUUUGCUAAUGGACAUGGUGAUGGUCAUCAUGGGUGGAUAAUUGAUUCUGGCGCUACAGAUCAUAUGACUCCGGAAUCUGGUGACCUUCUUACAUCUACUACACCACGUCGAGAUCUUAUUUACAAUGCUAAUGGACAUAGCUUUCCUGUGACGGCUGCUGGGCGUGUGUCUGUCACGCCUUCUCUCUCUCUAUCUCAUACCUUGCUUGUUCCUUUAUUGUCUAAUCGUCUGUUAUCAGUUGGACAGCUUACUAGUGAGUUGAACUGUGUUGUGCUUAUGUACCCUGAUUUUUGCCUGUUUCAAGACAUUCUCACGAAGGAGAUUAUUGGGCGUGGUACUAAGAGGGAGGGGCUGUAUUUUGUGGAUGAAAUUACUUCUGGACGGACCUAUCAUUCUCGUGGACAGUUAGCUCAAGAGAAGGAACUUUGGUCUGAUAAUGGUGGCGAAUACUUAAGUAAACCUCUUGCAGCUUAUUUUCAAGAACAUGGUUUGAUAUAUGAAACUUCUUGCCCUCAGACUCCUCAGCAGAAUGGUGUUGCUGAGCGCAAGAAUCGCCAUCUUCUUGAAACCACUCGAGCACUCUUGGAGGGUAGCCAUGUUCCCCAUCGUUUUUGGGAUUCUGCCGUAGUCACAGCUGCUUAUUUGUUGAAUCACAUGCCUUCUCGCAUUCUGAGCUAUCGCACACCAAUGCAAGCACUUGCUGCCCAUGUGUCUCUUCCUUCGGUUCUUACAUUGCCUCCUAAGGUGUUUGGGUGUGUCGCUUAUGUCCAUCUUCACAAAAAUCAGCGGACCAAACUUGACCCUUGUGCAGUCAAAUGUGUGUUUCUUGGUUAUGGCCCUUCUCAGAAAGGGUAUCGGUGUUAUGAUCUUGCCGGGAAGCGCACGUAUGUCACCAUGGAUGUAACAUUUAUCGAGACGGAGUCCUAUUUUCCUUCCCCCCAAUGUCCUGUUCAGGGGGAGACUAGUUGUAGAACCAGACAUUGGUGGGAGGUAGGAAUUGUAGGAGCGACGGAUGGGUGCGUACGGCCACGUGAUUAUGAGGCUGCUGAGGCUGAAGAUUUUGAGCUACUGCUGCAUGAUUCUAAGGGUGCACGACCAGACAACACUGAAUUACUGCAUGGGUCCGAACAGGUGUCAAUAGACACACAGCACUCAUAUGAUCCUUACUAG
This is a messenger RNA of Syzygium oleosum, 1659 nucleotides long. RefSeq lists its product as uncharacterized. Gene Ontology annotation, molecular function: nucleic acid binding. The coding region runs from base 1 to 1659 and encodes 552 amino acids. Gene Ontology annotation, biological process: DNA integration. The record is from RefSeq and is a predicted model, not a curated record. The transcript is spliced from 2 exons. NCBI's taxonomy places the organism in Eukaryota, Viridiplantae, Streptophyta, Magnoliopsida, Myrtales, Myrtaceae.